AUGGACCCUGAGAAACAGCCCUUGCAGCCAGACACAGUAAUUUUGUUGCCGUCGCGGUCGCGAUCGCGGUCGCCGUCGCGGACGCCGCCAUUGCGAUAUUCGUCGCCGAGGCGGUCGUUGUCGAGGUCGCGAUCGCGAUCAUACUCGCCUAUUAGACCCCGUGUUGCUCCUGCCAUAUGCGGAUACCCUAUCCCUCCAGUCGUUCAACCUCCCUUUCUACCUCCGGGACCCAAUGCUAGCCGACAUGUCCUUCACCCUCCGAACCGGUCGUCUUCUCCGAGUUCGCCACUGCUGCUGGUCUUUUGCUAUAAGAGUGCGCGCAUUCUGGCCAAGGUCGAUAGGGAGUGUAGCUAUGAGGAUGUCUUGCGGUCCGCGCGCUCUGUCUUCCCGAAGCUACCUGCGAACGAUCGCAACAUCUUCCUCGAGACGGAUGUCCAGCUUUCAGAUGGCAUCGAGGACGGCAAGACCGUACGAGCGCGCAUCACGCCCGAGACGUGGUCGGAGGUCCGACCACACGGGUCGUCUCGCGCUGAGAUCGAGAUUCGUACGCGGAGCAGGUGGACUUCGUUUGUGGGAGCUUUCAAAGGGAGCACGUAG
Molecule: messenger RNA, 597 nt
Organism: Peniophora sp. CBMAI 1063
Lineage: Eukaryota; Fungi; Basidiomycota; Agaricomycetes; Russulales; Peniophoraceae
Source: the annotation of a GenBank genome assembly